AUGGCUGAGGUCAAGCGUGCACGGGCAGAGGCUUCGCCAUGGCUGCUGCCACCCAUCGUGCUGCAGGUCGUACACUGCCUCGAUGCGACAGACGAUGUGCUCGCCUUUCUUCGCGCAGUGCCAAGCAGCGCCCGCGACGAGGCCCUCGACGCGCUCGCAACGCUUCUGACCGAGGACGCCGACCUGUGGCCGGUCGCCGCCGCUGCCGACUUGAACGGCAUGGAUGUCGCGACCGUGACAAGGGCGCUGCCAGCCUUCCGACAGCUUGCGGUCGAUCAAAGUAGCGAUGUGCUGAAUCGCUGCCGGAACACGCUGCUUCUAUUGACAACCGCCGGUCAUGCGAUCGUCGACUACCCUUUCGACCUGCAAUCGAGCUUGGGCCACUGGGCACGGAACGUCGUCGGCCUGACGAUCCGUGUGGACGAAGUGCCUGUCGACGCAGGUGUUUUGCAGCAGCAACUCGCAACCUGCAAGGAUCUCCGAGCGCUGACGUCGUUUGGCGUCAAGUGGCGUGGCCCCGAGGUCAAUCAAGAGCAGCUGGACGGCGUCAUGACUGCCAUCACGGCCUUGUGCCCCAACAUCAGCGAUCUACGCUUCACAGCGGCCGCGUCUGCUACGUUGGAGAGUUGUGAGAGCCUCCGCGAGUGGCUUGGUCAACCCCGUGCGCAGCAGUUUGACCUCAACGGCAUCAACUUUUUCCCGGCUGCCGCCAAGACCUUGGCACAUGCGCUGCUCGCAGCACCUAUGCUUCAUACGAUCAAGCUCGAAGACUCGUCCAUGGUGCUUGGGUCCUUUCUUGACGGGUCGCAUGCACUGCCACCCCGUCAACUACGCGACAUGACGAUCCAAGUUUGGGACAACUGGGACCGCGCAACAUUCCCUUCGACGCUGCGGUCGCUCAAGCUCUUGAUUGUGACCCUCCGACACUUUCCGCUGCAACUGCCCGAACUCGAGCGUCUUCAACUGCGCUAUGUAGACAUGACGGACGACUCAGUCGCCGAUCUCGCGGCGUUCCUUGCAGCAACGACAACGCUGCACCAACUCGACCUUGCGUACACCUACAUGAACGACGAUCGACUCAAACCGAUUCUCAACGCUCUCCCGACGUGGCUGGAUCGCCAGCGAAGAGCUUGCUACGUACGCCUGGAUGCGAUGGACGUGACGGCAGCGGCCCUCCCCACUGUCUUGGCUCAGAUACGCAACACGCACGAGGUGCAGAUAGAGCUGUGCGGCGCAGACAACCUUGAGCUGGCAGUGGGCCAGCGCAUCGUCGCCGCGCUUGGGGCGACGUCGCAGAUCAAGCUGCGUUUUGCGAACGAGGUGUGGGCACCCGACGAUGUCAAGGCCGCCUCGCCGCACGUCCAGUACACGAAUGGCUGGUUUCUUUCACCCCGCGCGCCAUCAUCCUAAAGACGUACUAGUACUAGG
Saprolegnia parasitica CBS 223.65 is the source of this 1428-nucleotide messenger RNA. RefSeq lists its product as hypothetical. The transcript has a single exon. The coding region runs from base 1 to 1410 and encodes 469 amino acids. The record is from RefSeq and is a predicted model, not a curated record. NCBI's taxonomy places the organism in Eukaryota, Oomycota, Saprolegniomycetes, Saprolegniales, Saprolegniaceae.